Molecule: messenger RNA, 1077 nt
Organism: Aspergillus bombycis
Lineage: Eukaryota; Fungi; Ascomycota; Eurotiomycetes; Eurotiales; Aspergillaceae
Product: cation diffusion facilitator family transporter
Exons: 9
Coding region: 1-1077 (358 amino acids)
Biological process (GO): zinc ion transmembrane transport; intracellular zinc ion homeostasis
Cellular component (GO): membrane
Molecular function (GO): zinc ion transmembrane transporter activity
Source: RefSeq, a predicted model, not a curated record
AUGGCCUUACACUUGACGCAGCUACAGCGUCUCUCGCUUGUGAUCGGUAUCUCACUUUGCUUCUUCGUUGCUGAAAUUUCUGUUGGAUUUUACACGAAAUCUCUCGCCCUUGUGGCUGACGCAUUCCAUUAUCUCAAUGAUAUCAUCGGGUUUAUCGUGGCAUUUGCUGCCGUGAAGAUAUCGUCGAAGAAGGAAUCACCGAAAGACCUGUCUUUUGGCUGGCAGCGAGCUCGCCUCCUGGGAGCGUUUUUCAAUGGUGUUUUUCUCCUCGCCCUCGGUGUCAGUAUUUUCCUACAGUCUAUCGAGCGCUUUAUCAGCCCACAGGAGGUUGAAAGUCCAAAGCUGGUCCUUAUUAUUGGGUGUGUUGGGCUUGCGCUGAAUAUCCUGAGCGCGUCUUUCCUUCACGAACACGACCAUUCCCACGACACAAUUCCCAGAGGAAGUCUAGACGCAAGCGCUGAGAGCGGGAUAAACGAGGCUUACGCCUUCCAUACCGGCCAUAGACACAAUAACCUUCAAGCUCAGAAGAAGGGAUACGAUCUCGGGCUGCUCGGUGUUUUCAUCCACGUCCUUGGUGAUGCCUUCAAUAAUGUCGGUGUCAUUAUCUCUGCCUUGAUUAUCUGGCUCACCAGUUCUGCCGCCCGGUACUAUGCAGACCCGGCCAUUAGUAUGGCGAUCGCCCUGAUGAUCAUGGGGACAUCUAUCCCCCUCGUGAGGAAUUCAGGUCUUAUUCUGUUGGACAGUGUUCCAAAGGGAAUCGAUCUGAGCGACGUCAAGCACGACCUUGAACUGCUACCCGAGGUUUCCUCCGUCCACGAGCUGCACGCCUGGCGCCUAAACCAGGAAAAGGCACUGGCUUCCGUACACGUCGGCCUGCCCGAUAUUCGCAUCUCAGAGUUCGUGAAGCUGGCCAAGACCAUGAACGAGUGCUUCCACAGCUAUGGUAUUCACUCAGCGAUUGUGCAACCGGAGCUCAUCCAGACAGUGGAGAACACCACGAAGAGGGCUGAAGGGAAGUCCGGAUCCUGUCAGAUCACCUGCGGCUCUUCCUGUGAACUGCUUACCUGCUGUGGCUAA